This is a messenger RNA of Schistosoma mattheei, 4062 nucleotides long. The record is from the annotation of a GenBank genome assembly. NCBI's taxonomy places the organism in Eukaryota, Metazoa, Platyhelminthes, Trematoda, Strigeidida, Schistosomatidae.
AAAAUGAAAAACAAAAAUUGUUUUUACACUAAACUAUUCCAUAGUAAAUUUCAUUUAUACAUUUUAGAUCUUUAUACAAAUAAACAAAACGAUAUAGUUUUGAAUAAGCUUAAUAUGACUAUAAAUUAAACAGUUUUGCAGUAUAAUACGUUGUAUUUCAAGUCAUACAUCAUUAGAUUUACAAAAAUGCUUUGGACUAUUCUCUUCAAUCGAUUUUGUUACAACAACAAAAACUAUUACUUUUACUAUUUUAUUGUUAUCAAUUUGUUUCUUUUUAUGUAUAUUCAUUCAAACACAGAGAUAAAUCUACCUGGUGGACGUUUUGAAAUAGAAAUUUAUUACAUAAAUCUAGAAUCAACUACAAGUAGUGGAUUUUACUGUGAUUGGCAAUUACAUCGAUGUGAUGUUUAUAUAAUUGUGAAAUUGUAUGAGUUAGCUGACAAUAACUCAAGGCAAUUAAUCCGUGUGAGAACAGAGACCAUUGCGGACACUGCGGAAUUUCGCAUUAAAGUAUCUGAAAAAAUAAAUGAAAAAUUACCUGAAAAAUAUAGAUUAGAUCUUUAUGUCUACGACGAAGAUGCUUUGGGUGAACAUGAUAUAAUUACCAUCGCUACAGGAUUGUAUCAGCCAGAAAAAACCAACGUAUUUCAAACUAUUCCAUUAAAUUACAGUCAUAUAAGUGACUCUUUCAGCCUUAACUCAUCAAUCAGACUAACGUGUAAUUCAAAUUAUUAUGGGAAUAAAUGUGACAUAUUCUGUUCGCCUCAUCCAUGGGCAUACGAUUGUGACAAGAAUGGACGAAAAAUUUGUUUGCAUGGCAGACAUGGUGUCAACUGUGACAUUAUUGACUACUGCCAAAUACAUCCUUGCCCCAAAAAUACACGCUGUAAAAAUUUGCCGAGGGAACAUCGUCGAAAAUGCAUUUGUAAAAACUAUGAAGGUCCCGAAUGUCAUUCAGUUUACUAUUCUUGCGAAAAGUCGCCAUGUAAGAAUGGUGGUCGUUGUACACUACUACGUGAACUGAUAGAGGAUAAUGAUGCUGAAGGGUUCAUAUAUACUAAUCAAGGAACCAAUGAUGAUGACGAUGAGACUAUAUGUAUUUGCCCGGACAACUGGAGUGGACCAUUUUGUACGCAACCAGUUAUUGAUUGUAUAUCGGAAAACGAAAAGUACAGGCUUUCGACUAUGCGCUUGACAAAUCGCUUUUGUUUAAACGGUGGAGUUUGUAUAAUUCAUCCUGGUAAUUCGAGUCCACGAUGUUCCUGUCCACCAGAAUGGGAUGGAUAUUUUUGUGAAUUAAAUAAAAGUUGGUCAGCUGGUAGAAUGUUUGGAAUAGCGUUCUCUAUUAUUUUUGUGAUAUUUCUUAUUCUAGUCAUUGGAUUCUUUGUUUGGCUGUGUUAUAUGUCUAGCAUUUGAAUAAGUGUAUUUGAACUAACAAACUAAAACGUAGUGAACUGUAAACUCACACACAUUUGCAAUACAAUGUUAGGAAAUACAUAAUUCCAUCUGAACAGGAAAAUGUAAGAUUCAAAUAAAGUUAUAACUGGAUCUUGAACACAGAGUUGAUUGGAUGAUAAGAGCUAAUGAAAGUAAACUAAAAAAACUAAACAGAAAUGCUUGAAGAUAUGAAAAUGUAACACAAGAAAAAAUCAGAUUGGGGCCCGUGUGAUCAGAAUGUAAUGACAGGAGAGCAGUUGUAUGACUUCUCUGUUUCUCUAUCUAGUCCAUUCGUCCAUUAGUUCACUGUUAGAAAGGUUGGUUUUUCUACGUUUACACGUAUGGAACGUUAAUUUACCUUAGACGAAUAUCUACACUAUAUUCCUUCUCAGCGUCUAUUCUACAGGACUUCAACACAACUCAGAUCAAGAACAUGUGAUCAGCCUGACUAGAACGUAAAUAUAUUUCCACACCAAAACCCUACACAGUCCAACAACAAUGAACAAUUGAUGAUAAUAAUAAUUAUAACGGUAAGGGAAUAUAUAACUCACCUGACACCUGUCAGACUAUCUACAUGUCUGACCAAGCAGACAACCAAUCAUUAUCAUUCUCGGCCACAGAUCAUUCACAUGUAUUGCUAGUAAUACCGACCACCUUCUGUUUGCCAGUCUGACACAUCAAUCAAGAAGUCACUGCUUAUUUGUCCUCAAGAUCCUUCUAACGUAGUGUCCAAUUAAAAAACGAAGGUAAAAGAACAUCAGUUCUCUGUCAUAUACCAAUUCAAUUAUAACUCAAAACUUAUACAGUAAUAUCUCUGAAAUGUCUGACCACACAGAAGUAUAAUUAGGAAACCACAAAUGCUACUAAAUCAGCGUUUUGGAUAAACAAUUAAUUAAAAAUACAUCUAAAGUAAUAAAACAUAUGAGAACUACUUAUGGACUAAACAAAAACUUAGAAAUAGAAAGAUAUAAAGAAUACAACAGUUUAACCAUCUACUAAUUGUAGAAUAAAACUGUCAAUAAUAAUCUUUCGUAUGAUAGUCUAAUAAAGUAUAGCUCCCACUACUCGGCUCAUUAUAUUAAUUAAGUUAUUAUGGCAAUAAUAAUUUAUUAUAAUUUCCUAUUGAACAGUUACAUGAUAUGAAAUCAAUUCAAGAAAGAAAAAACUCUAAGUGUUUUGUCUGUUGCUCGUCAAGAACAGUUUCUAUUUAUUUGCUAAACUUUUUAUAUAAACUUUAUGAAUAACAAAUGAACUUGGAAAAUAUAUGUUCUAUAUGAAGUAAAUACUUUUGGAUACGUUAGGUGGUUCAAAUGAACAUACAGCAAUACAUUUUUUUCAGUAUACUUGAUGCCACAUCUAUGUAUGAGUUAACUGAUUUGAUAUUUUCAACAAAUAUUAUCUAAUCUGUAAUUUCUUUUACUUUAGACAUCCAAAUAUUCCACAACAUCCAGCAAUUACAUAUCUAUCGAAUUUCCCCUAUAAUAGUACUAUCAGUGAUAAUGACAGUCAUGAAAAUACACGAGUUUACAUGAAACAUGAAAAGAUAUUUGAUAUUCCAGAAAGUAAUCAUUCCCCUGUUAAAUUGAGUACAUUUGGCGAUAACGCAAAUUCACAGAUGGAUACACGUAAAAUGGAAAAUCUUUAUGAAGUACCUUAUACACCAAACACAGCAAAACAGAAUGAUGGUAAUUUUAACUCUCUAAAUCGAAAUGGAAGUCCAUUUACAACUAUUCAAAGUACUGAUGAAAACAUUUACGUUAAUUAUAACACUUUGAUGUCCAAAGAACUAAAGAUUGGUUUAGAAGACAUUCGAAGGGUUACCGGGAGCUGAUAUAUAAGUCUACGAAUUUCUAAACUUCAGUGACAUACAUAAUGUUAAGACUCAAAAAGCUUGUACGUGAUGGGUUCAAAUAAUUUAAUCAAUUACAUUAUAUUCCAAAUUUUUAAAAGUGAUUCGUAUUUCCUCUCAUUUCAUUUUACCACUUUAUACUGUUCGAUAACUAAUGUAUUCGGUAAUUUAUGUACAAUUUAUACGACCUGAUUAAGAUGUGUAUCAAGAUGUAGAUUUAGUUCAGUCAUUUUUCAUGUAAAAUAUUAUACACAUAUGGUUUGCUGAAUACGUUUUUUAUAAAAUAAGCAUCCAUUUCUAAAACGAUGAGUAGUAGGUUUUUUAUAUCACAUUAUUAAAGGAAUUUAGUUAUACGUCAGGAUAAGUCUAAGAAAAUAUACAAACCCAAACAGGGAUCUAGUACAGUUUUAAUUGCAGUAAUUUAUAAUUGUAAUUCCGUACUAAAAGAGAGUGAAUAAAAUGUUUAAAAAAGAUUUUUUCUGCAUAAAAACUGAAAAAGACUAUCUUAGAAUAUUGUUAAAUGCAGGUGUACAGUCAAAUAUUUGAUAGAAAUCUUGAAAUUGUGUACUUAAUUAGCCAUCUUGUAAUCGUAAAGUCAAUUACUUGCUGUGACGUUUUUAUACAGUAACGAUUCGUUUGUGCAUUAUUCCGUAGCUUAUUUAAAUUCCAAAGACAUUAUCUUUGAUUGUGCUCACCGAGUUCUUCCUGACUUGAAUACCGGGCCAUACGUGACUUGUAGUGACUUACUUUUAUCACGAGAACACGAUUGGUUUAAU